CCGGUCCGGUUUUGGUUUCGCGUUUGAACAUUUUUUUUUUUCGUAAAACGAGUGGGGCUAUUAAGCUGUGGUCCCCUCAACGUGACCAGACGAUCGGCAAUGAAAUUCGGGUAUAUAAAAGACAGGCCGAAGAGCGACAAACGUAUACAGUUUUUCGGUCCCGAAAAAGGUAUUAAACGACGCUAAAAAUGAAGGCAAUGAUCGUCGCUCUUUUCGCUCUCGUGGGCAUAGCCGCGGCCGGCAUAGCCGUGCCGCAGGCAUUCACGUACGGUGUGGCCGCCCCCUUAGCUUAUUCCGCGCCCCUCGCCUACUCGGCCCCGUUCGCUUACGCCCCUGUGACGUACGCCGCUGCCCCCGUCGCCGCCAUCCAAUCCGGGUACGUGGCGGCUAAUCGGGGCGCGGUGCACACCGCCCCCCUUCCCCAAGGCCCCCACGCAUUCAGCCAUCACCUCAACACCGCCCCCGCCCCCGGAACUCUGUAAAUUAAUUUCUUUAAAUUAUUUUCGAGACUAAACGAAUAAAAAAAAUA
Molecule: messenger RNA, 529 nt
Organism: Cylas formicarius (sweet potato weevil)
Lineage: Eukaryota; Metazoa; Arthropoda; Insecta; Coleoptera; Brentidae
Exons: 3
Coding region: 189-482 (97 amino acids)
Source: RefSeq, a predicted model, not a curated record